Molecule: messenger RNA, 1998 nt
Organism: Odontomachus brunneus
Lineage: Eukaryota; Metazoa; Arthropoda; Insecta; Hymenoptera; Formicidae
Exons: 2
Coding region: 1-1998 (665 amino acids)
Source: RefSeq, a predicted model, not a curated record
AUGCAAUCAGACAUGUUCCUUCACGAGAUCGUUGCUCUUAGCCAGAAGCGAUCGGUGCUGAAGAGCAGUCCGCUGUCUGUUCUUAAUCCUUAUAUGGAUGAACAGGGACUCAUUCGAAUUCGAGGAAGACUCCGUCGAGCUUGCUUACCAGGAGCGAUGAAGAAUCCCGUCGUAUUACGCUCGCAUCCGCUGUUGGUGCUCAUUAUCCAGCAUCAUCAUCUGAGAACGUUGCAUGCCGAACUCGAACUUGCGGAUCAUGAUCCCAUGAGUUCGGAUCCAAUCGAUAUCAUUAUCGGUGCCGAUCUCUUCGGCAAGCUCGUUCUCGACGGUGUGCGAAGGGGUUCCGAACAUGAGCCUACCGCGCAAAAUACCACUCUCGGCUGGAUCCUGUCUGGACCGAUAGCCUCGGUGCCGCAUACUAACUCAGUUUCCGCUCUCGCGCAUCACGGAGUCGUUAUUGAAAAUCUCGAUUGCGAUCUUCGUCGCUUCUGGGGAAUUGAGGAAGUGCCUCAGAAAGCUUCUCGGAGCCCUGAGGAACACCAGUGCGAAGAGCACUUUAAAGCUACUCAUUCUCGUACAUCGGAAGGACGCUAUAUCGUCCGAUUGCCCUUUAAAACCGAGCCACCAAUCUUGAUAGGCGAAUCGCGCUCGAUUGCUGUUUCAAGCUUUCGCCGCUUGGAACAACGCCUAAGUCGAGACCCACUUAACGCUUCCGAGUACCGCGAAUUUCUCGCAGAGUACAAAACCCUCGGUCACAUGAUUAAAUGCCCACCGACAGAAAUUGUCAAACCAGGGCAAACUUGUUAUAUUCCGCAUCACGCUGUCUUACGUGACAGCAGUGCAACAACCCGCUUACGAGUAGUCUUCAACGCGUCAUGUCGCACGUCAAACGAGACGUCGUUGAACGACCAUAUGUUCAUAGGACCUAAGCUUCAAAAGGAUUUAGCCACUGUCUUAAUGCAGUGGCGUCAAUAUCGUUACGUAUUUACCGCUGACAUCGCAAAGAUGUAUCGGCAAAUCCUAGUUGACUCCCGAGAUAUCGACUACCAACGUAUUGUGUGGCAACCAACUCCAGGUGAACCCAUAACGGAUUACCGUCUCCUCACCGUUACCUAUGGUACAGCAGCCGCUCCAUACUUAGCCUUUCGGGUUCUAGCUCAGCUCGUCGAAGAUGACGAGGCCGAAUUUCCGCUCGCGGUUCCCGUUUUACGUCAUCAAACGUAUGUUGACGAUUGUGCUUUCGGCGCAGACGACCAAAUUCUUGCUCGUCAGACCCGCGAUCACUUAAUAGCAUUAUUAAAGAAAGGAGGCUUUUGCCUUCGAAAAUGGGCAAGCAAUGCCACCUCGUUAUUGUCCGAUCUCGAUCCCGCGGAUUAUGGAUUAGCUACGCACAAGGUGCUUCAAGACGACGAGCAUCUCAAGAUUUUAGGCAUAUUUUGGAAUCCGAAGCUAAAUAUUUUUCAAUUCCGCGUAACCGUACCGAACAUACCCGGAUGCACCAAACGAGCCAUUUUGUCGACCAUCGCCAAGUUUUUCGAUCCCUUAGGAUGGGCUACUCCUGUCAGUAUUACCGCAAAGAUUUCUUUGCAACGAUUGUGGUCACUCCAAUGUCAGUGGGAUGAUAAAAUUCCCAGCCAACUUCUUGAUUACUGGUCGGAUUACCAUCAACGACUUCCAUGUCUCAACGCCAUUAGCAUUCCGCGCUGGACAACUUACGGCUCUCAUACUCUACAUUGUGCCCUUCAUGGGUUUUCCGACGCCUCAACUGCAGCUUUCGCAGCGACAGUAUACCUGCGCAUCGUCAACGUAGACGGCUCCAUCACCGUCUCUCUUCUCGCCGACAAAUCAAAGGUGGCUCCUCUUAAAACGAUAAUCCCACGAUUGGAGUUAUCCGCUGCGUGGCUUCUCGCGCGCUUGAUGCAUUUCGCACGAGCAGCGCUCCAACUCCCGAAUCUCGAGUGCCACUGCUGGACGGAAUCCACCAUUACCCUCGCCUGA